AUGUCGUUACAGUUCUUGCCAUAUGAUCUUCUCUUCAAUAUCGCACAGGAUCUUGAUAUCGACGAUGUGCACAAUCUCCAGGCGCUAGCCCAUGACUUACUUGCCAGAUCCAGGCCUCUUCCUCUCCACUCCUUCCAGCGCCUCUCUGAUCUCUCAACACCCGCGCUCAUUGCCGCUGUCGAUCGUGCUCGAGGUUUGGAGAAGGCGUGGGCGAUCCGUGCCCCUAGACCCGCCCGCCCAAAUCCGUACUACGGAAACCAGUGGUAUAUCACAAUCAGCGUACCCUCCCACGAGGAGAUCGAUUGGCUAUCUCCCAUCACCAGUAGUUACACACUCUGUGCGACUAAGAGCGGUCGUGUCUUAUGCUGGGAUGUGAGGAGGGAUAUUUGUCUUGCUGAGUGGGACCCGAGGUCUUUGGGUAGUUCUGGUGGAGGGGGCGACGAUGAAGACGAGGACGAUGAGGAGAAAUGGGAGCUAUGGAAAUGUCGUGUCGAAUUUGAAGAGCGCACAGUAUAUUUCACAAUGGCGAGGGUUCUCAAGGGGUUGCCAGUUUUUUAUUUUAUCUUAUUUUCACAUUCAACUGAUACGCCCUCACAGAUACCACGAUGA
Molecule: messenger RNA, 609 nt
Organism: Suillus clintonianus
Lineage: Eukaryota; Fungi; Basidiomycota; Agaricomycetes; Boletales; Suillaceae
Exons: 2
Coding region: 1-609 (202 amino acids)
Molecular function (GO): protein binding
Source: RefSeq, a predicted model, not a curated record